Molecule: messenger RNA, 537 nt
Organism: Anthonomus grandis grandis
Lineage: Eukaryota; Metazoa; Arthropoda; Insecta; Coleoptera; Curculionidae
Product: immediate early response 3-interacting protein 1
Exons: 3
Coding region: 104-355 (83 amino acids)
Biological process (GO): endoplasmic reticulum to Golgi vesicle-mediated transport
Cellular component (GO): Golgi membrane; COPII-coated ER to Golgi transport vesicle; endoplasmic reticulum membrane
Source: RefSeq, a predicted model, not a curated record
UUCAUAUUGUUAUGACGUGUUAAUUUGAUUUUCGAUAAUUCAAAUGCAAAUAAACAAAUAUUCUUAAUUUUAGAAACUAAAUAUUUUUUUAAAAAAAAAGGAAAUGGCAUUUUCACUCUGGAACUUAUUUGAAGCAACAAUUUUAUGUCUUAAUGCUAUAUGUGUCUUAAAUGAAGAUCGGUUCUUAAGUAAAAUUGGUUGGGGAUACCGAAAUUCAAAUGUGCAAGGCUUUGGAGAAAAUCCUUCUGCAAAAUCACAAAUAUUUACUUUAUUACAUUCUAUUCGGACAGUUGCUCGAGUGCCCCUUAUAUUGCUGAAUGUUUUAACUAUAGGUCUAAAAUUAAUACUUGGAUGAUUAAAGGACAUGUUUCAUUUUAACAUAUAAGUGUGGUUACUCCAAUAAGAAAAAAAUAGCUUAUAGUUAAAUGAUUUGUUAAGAUGAUAAGGUUUUCUUUAAUUUUGUAUAAUGUCUUAUAAUAUUACUCAUCUAAUUGUAAAAUUAUUAAAUUAAAAUAAAUAUAAUUGUUAUUACCAAAA